Molecule: messenger RNA, 924 nt
Organism: Spea bombifrons (plains spadefoot toad)
Lineage: Eukaryota; Metazoa; Chordata; Amphibia; Anura; Pelobatidae
Product: taste receptor type 2 member 7-like
Exons: 1
Coding region: 1-924 (307 amino acids)
Biological process (GO): detection of chemical stimulus involved in sensory perception of bitter taste; sensory perception of taste; G protein-coupled receptor signaling pathway
Cellular component (GO): membrane
Molecular function (GO): G protein-coupled receptor activity; bitter taste receptor activity
Source: RefSeq, a predicted model, not a curated record
AUGGAGCUUAAUACAAUGGUGCCUUUACACUUUAAAGUUGGCUUCACGAUCAGUAUCUUUGAAUGCGUGGCAGGCGUUCUCCUCAAUUCCUUCAUCGUGAUGGUGAAUUUCUUGGACUGGAAGCAAGGCAACAAACUGAGUCCGUGCGAUAAGAUCCUGGCACUCAUAGCUUUCAACAACAUUUUCCUUCAGUGUGACAUGAACGUGUAUACAUUUAUCUUCAUAGUUAUUCCUGCGAUGGUCGAGGACCAUGCCAUCCACUCAACUAUCUCAGUGUUCCUUCUCUUCCAGUUUUACUACAGCUUCUGGAUGACCUCUUGUCUCUGCUUCUACUAUUGCCUGAGCAUUGUUAACUUCAAACAUACGCUCCUAAUUCGCAUGAGACAGAGAAUCCCAAUUGUGGUCUCAAGUCAGUUGUUGGUGUCAGCGGUGGCUUCCUUUGCCAUUAGUGUUCUGUCCAUCUGGAAUAUUGAGAUAGAACAUUUUAAGCAAACAGACAAUAGCACAGCCAAUCCUUCCAAAAAUACCAAGAUGUCCAUUGAGAUAACUCCUGUUUAUAGAGCCAUAACCAUUUUCUCUGGCUGCUGCUUGCCUUUUUGCAUAGCAGUUCUCUCGGCUGCUCUUGUCCUGGUGUCUCUGUGGUCGCACACAUGGAGCAUGAAACAGAACUCUGGAAGUUUUAGCGUUUCCCAUAUCGAAGCUCACAGGAGGGCAGCCGGAAUAAUAAUACUUCUUACGCUCCUGUUUGCAGUUUUCUAUGCCGCGGAGGUCACUCUAUUGUCCUCUUCGAUGGCUUUCCAAACAUUCUGGGAAUUCGUUUCACUCUUCUUUGUUUUAAUCUACCCCACAGCUCAGUCCUUCGUUCUCAUCCUAGGGAACACAAAACUCAGGAGAACGUGCAGGCAGAUAUGUCACUGCUCCUAA